Exophiala spinifera is the source of this 1872-nucleotide messenger RNA. RefSeq lists its product as uncharacterized. NCBI's taxonomy places the organism in Eukaryota, Fungi, Ascomycota, Eurotiomycetes, Chaetothyriales, Herpotrichiellaceae. The record is from RefSeq and is a predicted model, not a curated record. The transcript has a single exon. Bases 1 to 1872 code for a protein of 623 amino acids.
AUGGCAAACGCCCUCCUCUUCCUCUCGGUCAUCUGGCUGAGAUUGCAGACGUGGUGGUCUACCCCUGGAGUGCCGUCCCUCGCGGCGAUCAGUAUCCCACUGGACUCUCUCGGCCUGUCUCACGACGCCGUCUUCGAAUCUGGACAAUGGCUGAACGACUUUCUCGCCUUCCUCAACGUCCCUAGACCUGGAUUGAUCUCUGCCCUGUCGAAUGACGAAGGUGUCGCGUUGAGCAUCCACAUGCCCCUGAGUACCGAACUUCUCGCGCCUCUCUGCCUGUCGUCGAACACCAGUAACAUCAACACUACACCGCGUUUAAAUUUCCAACGACCGCCUCUACCACCAUCGUCCACUCCAACUGACGCGUCGAGGACCAUUCAUGUCGACGAACACGCUGCUCCUUCCGAGACGGCUGCCGGCGGUACCUUCGAGACUGGUUGUGAUGCAAAUGAGGCUGACGCUGGUUCUGAUUCUGGUGAUGCUUCCACCGCGGACGACAAGGACAAAUGGUCUCGCCUCCCCAAAUCACAGUGGCUCGCCUGGUUCUUGUCUGGACAGGCCCAGAUACCUGUUGGAGCAAGUUGGUCGUACGACAUCGGUCCGCUCACUUUUAAGAUCCCCCAGACUCUCCUGCAGAUCAUUGGACUAUUGGUCACCGUCAGCAUCAUCGUCUGGCGUGUGUGUAUUCACGUCUCCAUGUCCGAACUGUCCGAACUAGACAUCAGCUGCACGCGUGCCUUUUCCUCGGUUGAGGUUUCGUCACCCUUCAACGCCAUUGACGACUUUUUCAUCUCCAGCUUGGUCGCGGAUACAACUGCCAAAGAAGAAGCGGUUGCCCCUGUUACAUCGGACGAAGUUUCCAACGCAGGUAUUCUCGUCGGCUUCCGCUUCGUCGUUGUUGUUUUGAGGGCACGAAUCGCCAACCUGGCCUCGAAUGUUCAAGGUUUAGCACAGCAAAACGCCUCCUUUUUAGACGAAAUCGCAACAUUGGAGCAAUGGAAUGCGGCUCUCAAGAACACAAAUGAAGCGCAAACUUCUCAGCUGGACGCACUCCGCAAAGAACGCGAUGACGCCCGGGGAGCUAUGAAGGAGCUUGAGAGCGAGGAGCAGGACUACCAGGACCAGAUGCAGGGCAUCCUUGAGCACAAUGUCAGCUUAGGCAACCAAGUCGAGCGACUCGGUCAAGACAAGGGCGCCCUGCAAGCCACGAUCGCGACGCUCACACAGGAAAAUGAAAGACUCCGUGCUGAGGCUCGUCGUUGUCGCGGCCGAGGACAAGGUCACACUGCGACAAUCAAGCGAUCCUCGACUUUGCCUGCCACGGCUCCCUCGGAGGCAACCUCCUCGUCUGCUCCCGCUGCUCCCGCGCUCAUCUCGUUGGGUGGUUCUCCCGUUCCUUCUGCUUCGUCGAUGCGUGGGUCUUCAAACUAUCCUCGUGCUGGCGGCACGGUCUUGUACGGACCACCCCGACUUAACAGUGAGGGGAUCCCUACAAGACCGAUGACGCCGCAAGAGCGGGAGGAUCGGCGUGCAGCGGCGGCAGCUGCCCGUCCAGAUGUGCCUAGGGGUUCCGUUGGUGACAGCGACGUUGUCGUGGCGGGUGCGCCAGAAGAGAUCGUCGCGCCCAUGGCCGACGAUGAGGUGCAAGGGAGUGCUGGCCAAGAGAACCAAGCUGCUACUGUUGCUGAUGGAGGUGGUGAAGGCCGGGGGCUGGAAGAUAGUCGUUGGGCCAAGGUGGAUGGUGGGCCCGUGGGCGACAAGGGCAAGGGGAAGGCCGAGGAGGGCGAGGACGAGGUGACGGAUGGCCGUCGUCGGAGUGAGGGUGGGGAGAAGGGAAGAGAGGAGAUGAAGAGGAGCAAGUGGGCUUCAUGA